AUGCCCGUGUUAGAAGUCGUUUCAGCGUCCCCACGCAGCACUUCGUCGCCUCCCUCCCAGGCGCAUUUCUUCGACCGCACCCUGGGUGACGCUGCCGCUGCCGCCGUCAAUUCUGCUUCCGCCCCACCGCUGCACAAAAUUCCUGCCAGUUUGUGUGUAUCCAUGCGCGUGGACAGCGAAAGUAGGCGUGCGGGCAUAUGUCAGUCGCUCCCGAGUUGCCGUCAAUAUUGUCGUUGGCACUGUGUGCGAUGUUACUUUCACGUGAGCACAAACAAGCGCACGCAGACGCUGCUCGCUGUUUGUCGACCGACUCCUGUCAGGUUUUGCAGGCAAACAAACGCCCGACUGUGGAAGCUCACCAUCUCGACUGGGGACCUCGUUUACACCGUAUUUCUUUCCCGAUGGUAGUGCUGAAGCUAGGGCUUUUGUAAUAAAUGUCUCAUCAGAGGCAAACAAUACGCCGAGUGUUGAAGAAGGAGACACGAUCGCUGAGACAAGAGCUUUAUUAGCCUGACGUUUCGGAUUCCUGCUCGAGCGCAUCAUCAGAGACAAAGCAAAUAGGGGUGCUUCCUGGGACUCGUCUCUUCGCUUCUAUUGGCAAUGCAUUUGGGCGCGAUACGCUGGGUGUCCUGCAUGCGAAUUGACAUCCGCUAAGGACAAGAUUGAGUCUGAAAGGAUUGUAAUUCAGGGAUUUUACCUCCUUCGUCGAACUAUUCAGCGAGAGAUGAUACCGGAAGAGCCGUCGCGGGAUUUGGUAAUUUCUACAAUGUAUGCCGUCAUUCGAACUGAGACACCUCAUCUUUCCAGUUCCAUCAUGCUCUGCAGGAAGAGCUGGGUGAAGGCAAGUAGAAAUUGGUUUGGGCCCAAUGACUGACCCAUAAACAGCCCCCAUCUACCAGUGCGCCAGCACAGUUUCGCUCAGAUGGAGGCUUAUAGCCCUACAGUCACCGCUUAUGAACACUUAGUCCUCCUGCUACGCACCCAGACCUGCUGUUUGUUUGGGAGGGUGGGAGAAUAAACGAAAACCAUUAACAGCACGUAACAGCCACCUGCCUAAGUUAUUGAAUACCUAUGCUCGACCAGGCGUCGGCACGGGAGUCUCUGCUUGCCGGAACAAAGGAAUGCUCGUCGGCGUCGGUGACGCUGCUUCCGCCCCACCGCUGCACAAAUUCUUCUCGCGCGUGGACAAGGAAACUAUACGUGCGGACGCAUGUCAGUGUCUCUCGAGUUGCCGCUACUGCCGUCGUUGGCACUGGGUGCGAUGUUACCUUCACGUGAACACAUACAAGCGAUUGUUUCAGCCCCGGCUAGUCGUCUGUCCAAGUCAGAGAGUUGUCAUCUGCGCCAGCGCGGCGAAUCAGUUGGACGGCCAGUUAGAAGUCCGUGGCGGUGACAGCAUCUCGGAGCGCAACUUCUCGCCAGCACGUAUUCUGCGGCCUGGCAGAGCUCCCACAAGAGAGUGGCCAGAACCCUUCUCGACGUUAGUGUAGCACUAAGUGUAACCAUGGCUGGGUAUCCCCCAGGGUACGCUGCUGCUGCUGCUGCUGCUGCUGCUGCGUGUCUCGCCAGCAUGUGUGUGCAUGCACUGGCGCGGGCGUAGGCGAACAAAACUCGGUGCGCGGGUAAAUGUCAGUCCAAGUGUGCCCGGCGUUGUUAUCUCGCCACGCUCAGCACUGUCUGUGACGUGCAGUGGGUAGUAACAUCACGUGAGCACGCAUUGCUGCUGCUUGCUCCUGCCUGAAAUGCAAUGAUGUCCGCCAACCAUAUUCUGUGGGGUUUUGUUGAAAACCUAGCGGUCUCAUCAGGAGUUAACAUUUUGCUGACUUUAUGGCAUACGAAGUAACUUCCGCUAAGAGUAAGAAGGAACUGUAGUUUAAUGAUUUUGUAACUUAUUACUGUCAUGCGGCGACCGAGGGCGGUAUGGGGUACAGAUAUUUGUACCCCCUCCGCAACUACCUUCCUACAAAGUGCCUUCUUACGCAUUAAAAUAGGCAUACAGCGUUAGUAAGAUUUUUUUUCCUUUAUGUAUACAUGUGCAUAUGGAAGGAUAAGGCAAAAAUAUUCCUGGGGAGGAUGGUUUACUUGACUACCGUUUUACACUCAUACUUGGGCGCAUCAACUGAGAUGGACAAAAGUGGAAAUUUAUGAUUCAAAUCAGUCAUCCUUAUUCACUACUAAUUGUUCCACUGGUCUCUCUUCUCAUUUGCCCUUCUUUUCAGCCCGUGGUGUCCGACGGCCUCGUAUGGCGCUGGUAAGUCGAUCCUACGGUUAAUCAAGUUGGCGUCGGAUUUUUAGGCCUCGAUUAUCUCUCCCCUCAUUUCGCUUCGGCUCCGCCAAGUACUUCCGCACUGUCGAAGCCAAAUCGAUGAUUAUUUCCGAGGCUGUGUAUAACAGCAUACGAUCGUACAUCUUUUCGCUUUACGGCUGGAGAAUGCUCAUGCGUGCGCGAUCUUGGUCGGCUGUAGGUCAUGCCACAGUAAAUGGCCGGACAGUCCAGAUUAAUGACGCGCGAGUGACCAACGGCAGCAAUUUGCGGAAUGUUUCCGCCAGCUAUCAUACGAUUGGUCGAACACUUUCACGCGAGCCGCAAUGGCUCCUACGACUCUUCUUGACUUCUAAUUUUGCAAAAUUAUGUUCGGGUGAUACUUCCAGUCACCAAGCGACCAUUAAGAAAUUCGGCCAAAUAAUAAAUACCAAAGAUAAGUGCAUUGUUAGGCAACCGGCUGCUAUAACAUGGCAAGAAGUGACCACAUGUUUUUGAUGUGGUUCACAGAAAGAUUAACAGAAUUACGGCAGCGUUCUUUAAAGUAGACUACAUCCAUGAAUUCCUGCCGACCGAAAAGGUCGAAACGCCAAGAAACUUCGAGGAGAAUAGCUUUCUGGACUUUCACAGGCCAAGUGUUCGUUCUCGAGAGAGCUGGUGUGGUUACUACCCCCUAACGCGUAUGCUGUAGUACCAAAACAAUCACUGAAGCUGCGUGCACGUUUUAGGCGUCUGAUGUGAAAGUGCCUUAGAGUUGUUGUGGACAGCCAAUCCCAACUUGUACCUAUGUCGUGUGAAUGGCACAACCAUCUCUAAUAUAAAAUUAUACUACUUGUACUUCUACAUGCUUGUGGAGUGGAUAUUACGUGGUUAUUCCAAAGUAGCCGAUCCCAUUCCACCCAAAUGCUCACUGACAUUGCACGUCUGACUCAAACAGUAUUGUCCCCGACACUAAACGCCAUUCCCUGAAUUUAAUAAUUCCUUAACUUGUUAUCUUAGUUCGACUGUCGUCUGCGACGAUGACCACCGUGUGAUGAACAGCAAGUUGAGGGCAGGCAUGAUGACCUGUGCGUGAAUUAGUUUACAGUAGUAGCAGGCUUGCACAGCAUCUACUGCACUCUCUCCUGCUCCCCCGUCUGAGCUCGAUAUCAAGACAUGGUCAAGAAGACAGAAUGCGAGAGAGGACACAGGUGAACAUGACUUUAAAAGGCCAUGUCCCACACUUAAUAAUUCCUAAAAUGACUAGCUUGUUUAUUCUCUGAAGAACAUAUACCAGGAAUCGCGAAGAGAACGCUGGUGACCCACUAAGGAACUGAACCCCUCGCAGCUGUGUCACGCAGCGGCAGAAUUUCGAGGAAACACGUGUCAGAGCUUUUAGCCAGCACCUAUGUCGGGAGUACGGUAUAAUAUUUUUGCCAUAUAUAUAUUUAUAUAUCAAUCAGGAAUGGGCGCACACCGAUCUAUUGGCUUCACAAAGCAAACAAGCUCCGUAUGUGUGGCAAAGGUCACGAACAGGCAACCAAUUACCAGGCCGAAGUCGGUUGCCUGUUCGUGACCUUUGCCACACAUACGGAGCUUGUUUGCUUUGUGAAGCCAAUAGAUCGGUGUGCGCCCAUUCCUGAUUGAUAAAUACCCGAUCUGAAGCGACAGAGAAUGACAGGUGGCGAGGCACUGAUGAACUUCGGUUCGAUGAAGUGCUUAUGACCCAUCUGGUAGGCCUCAGUGGUGGACCGACUGCGCCAGGUGCGUCUGUGCGCAUGUUUGUGUUUCUGGUCUCAGCUGCUGGUGGUCAGGGUUAUGAUUGGCUGAAUGAAGGCAGAAUAAGCCCGAAACAGUGCUGUAUCAAUCUACCCGCAUUCUCUGUCGUCCCUCCUCGCUGAUAUUUAUAUAUAUUUUGAUAAGAUGAUACCGACAAAGACAAGGGAGACCGGAAUGGCCAUUUCUGGCUUAUUAGCCGUCAUCAGCCAGUCAUACGCAACCCCAAGUGUGGAUCACUUGAGAUUCGAACCCGGGAUCUUUGGUCAUGGAGUUUGACGCUCUACCAUUGACCUCACCCGCGGGGCCACGAGCCCGUUGCCCUGUAGGACUUCUAACUAACAGGUCGCGAGUUCGAGCCUCGGGUGUUCCAUACUUCGGGGUUGGGCAUGACUGCCUGACGAUGGCUAAUGAGCCAGAAAUGGCCAUUCCAGUCUCUCUUGUCUUUGUCGGUAAUAGCAUUCUGCCUAUAUCAUGUGCCGCUGUGCGGCUGCUGGUUGGGCUCGAGAGAGGGAGAGAGAGAGAGAGCUUGUAAGGCACAACGGAACAAGUGAGUUCCGUAAGAACGAUCGGUCAGCGCCUCCUACCAUAUUCUCGGAGUUUGAGGACGUUUGAAAGAAGGGAUUUCCCUCUGCCCCAUAAAUGUUUAUUCUCAUCUCUCCAAGUGAAAUAUUCUGUGAAAGAAACGAGAUGACGCCCAAGUGUUGCUUGCAUGAGCCCACAUUGACUUGAGAAUUUAGGACAAAGGGUUUGGACUGAAGGCCGAAGGAAACCGCAUGACUGGUUGCGAGCAAAACAAACAAGUCUGACUAACACCAAUAAUAGUUCGCUUCUUAAGAGAGACGACAACCACGUAGAUCGUGAGCUGCUCAUUUCAAUCCCUUCUGACCUUAUCGGAACCACACGACAACCUGUAAGAGCUCUAGACUAGAGAUUCAGAGCAAAACGGGGUAGUCUGUACUCUGGCGUCGUAUGUGAUAUGCGACAAUCCGUGAGAGGUAGAGAGGCACGAAGAUUUCAAUAACUUCCUCAAGUUUUUCUGGCAUCUUCUCAGUAGUAUAGAGACUGAAAUCCAGAUACGGCUUCAAAAGAUUACAAGCUUUGUGCCAAGAACAAUUGAUACGGUAAUCACGUGGUGCGGUAGUCCCGUAAAGGACUGGCCCUAUGCACGGAAAGGCGAGCUCAGUUUUCUAACACGCAAUUCAUGCUGGAGUGCAUUAUCAGAAAGGUAACAUUUGGCCGAGCUGGAUGAGUCUGGCUGUUAGCUGACCUAACGUCUGUUUGGAGGCCUACAUGGGCGUCCACGUAGCAGGAUUGUGUCCAUAUGCCUGUCCGUGGCGGUCACUCGAUGUACUUCUACGUUGAAGUCGACACGACAAGCUCUCCUGAUGAACUUAUGCAUAAGAUCACAAAUUCACAAGAAGUGCAUCUGCCCUCCCCGUGAUCGAGUUAGAUGCACUUACCGAGUUAAUUCGUCUAGGGAAGUUGAGGAGGCACAGAUUUAUAGUCAGUAUAUAUAUGUAUACUAUCGUAGGAGGAGCGCGAGCAGAGAGGGUCACGGGGUCUGCUCGUUCCCCUGUGCCGUUCCGCAGGCAGUCGGAUAACGAGCAGGUAUAAAUAUAGUGGCGAUUUCCGACAAAGACAAGGCAGACUGGAAAGGCAGUUUCUGGCUGGUCGGCCGUCAUCAGCCACUCAUACCAAACCUGGGAUUCGAAUCCGGGCUCUUUAAUCAUUGGGCCCGACGCUUUACCAUUGACCCAUGGGCCCGCUGUCCUGUCGGUUGCGGUCGGGUAUAUUAAUUAUCGUAGGAAGGGGGCUCACCAAUCGGCUAACGGGCCCUGCUCGUCGCGAUGUGCCGUCCAAACCCCAGAUAUUCAUCUGUGUCGAUAAGCCAACUACUUGAGUCUCACAAAAAGCACGUGUGUACGCAUUUAAAACAGAGAGGUUACUUUGGGCAGUUGAAUGGAAGCUCUUAGAGGGUAGAAAGUCAAGGUCUCACCAACAAUCGAUCCUCAUAACUUCCAUCGGCGCUCUCCCCCUCCCUACUGUAGAUACUCAUCUCACCCUGCUUGAGAACCACGUUCCAAGCCCCGCUACGGCUGCAGCCAGCACCAUCGUCUUUGGGGUCGGGGAAAUCGCGUAAGACAUCCAUCCUCUCCGCACAGACCCUGCUCACCUCACUGUAGAGGGGAUGCGUGCUGGGCAGGCCAUCCUCGGAGCCCAGGCGAGGGGGUUCUGUCGGGCAAGCUUCUUUCGCUGUUCAGGAAAUAAAAAAGACGGGAAAAGCAGUGGUUCGGAAGAGGUACACAUGAGAACAAAGGCAGCGCAAACAAGGGACGAAAGCUGCCUGAAAUGUUACAAAAUUUCAGCUGGGCUCACCGGUCAUAUGCAGAGAACUGAAGGAGCUGAUCGCGUGCCAACAAAGUACCAGUCAGGCAGACAAAGUGACGUCCUGCAUCUGAAUGCAUCCAAUCCUGACCCUACUGUCGCGCAUGGAACCAAACCGUCCUCCGCUGAAAGAUCAAAAAACUAUUGAUGCGACCGAGGACCGAUUGGGGCGCGCACUCAUCUGACAUCGGUUUGUUUCUGCCUCAGUUCACGUUACCACCCUUCCCGCAUAGGGCCUGCCGCCCUCCCUUCAUUGGACCACCUGGUCCUGCUUGGCUAUUGGUUGAUUUGUUGGCGCAGCUGACAGAUGGCGGCUAAUGUGAAUCACCACGAUCUCAAUGCCUUCCACUGAUUGGUGCAUUCGGGGAGGGGGGCGGAGCGGAGAGAGGCAGGUCAUGGAUUGGAUCCUUGGUUAAGGUACUCAAGCAUGCGUGCGAGUGCAGUGACGCAUUUGUCGAAAUCACAUGUAUGCUGCAAGCACGGAUCACAGACGGGAAGAGUUUGGACUCCACCACAAGUAUUACUAAUAACCCAUUCCAGAACAUUCGACAGUGUGGCCAUGCAGCUUGUUAGAAUUAUGAUUACAAGCGAAGAAUAUCUGUCUAUGAAGAAGAUUUUCGGACGCAAGCGAACAACGAAAAAACAACAACAGUUGGUUCUUAACCGCGGACUUCCAACUAAAAGGUUGCGAGUUCGAGCCUCGGGUGUUCCACACUUCGGGAUUGGGUAUGACUGGCUGACGACUAAUAGGCCAGAAAUGGCCAUUCCAGUCUCCCUUUUCUUUGUCGGUAAUAACAUACUGCCUAGAAUGACUUAUGUUUGCUUCCAUUUACUUCCAGAUGGUACUCGAAAAUGCAGGAAACAAGCACUGGGGGGGCAGAUAAGGAUGGCGCAGUUAUUCAGGGAUUUGCUAUACCCUGAAAGGUUGGCGAUCAACCACAACUGACGGCGUGUCGCAAAUGUUGUAGUGAGGAAUGUGUGGUGUUGGUAUCAGGACGAGUUCCUUCUCAAUGUCCGUCCCAUGCAACAAAUUACUCUUAAAGCCGACUGACGAUGAGGUCGAACGCAGUGAUCAACGAGACACAGAAGCCCCGUCUACAGCAGGUCACGCGCACGUGUGGCGCGGAACCCAUGCAGCCCUAUGAACGUGUAAGAAAGAUCGGAGGAAUUCAUCGCAUUACCGAAACUGGCUUGAGAUUCGUCAACCUAUCCUACCUACACCGUCAACGCGCACCUUGACCUCAUGCGUCGGGUCGGGUCGGUUGUUUACGGAUCCAUCGCACACAGAGACGGAUGAAUCAUCGCAUGCAGCACCAGCACAUGUCAGACGUCCGCAAUGCACUCGCACAUUCAGCCAUCACAUUGGCCCUCACACACGCCUUCAAUAAAACCUGUGGUAAGUCGACACAGACGCGAGCACACCAUCACGCAUCUCCACGUCCCCCGUCAACAAAUGCUCAAGGAACACAUCGCCCACAUCACAGGCAAGUGGGUAAUUUCCCCUUCGGCUCCUUUCUCCAUGUGGUCCCUCUACUGCGCGUGAGAUACGAGCGCUCUACCUCCUUAUGUGUGUCGUGUCGGCGCGUGCGCAUAGGGUCGUGUGUGUGUGUGUGUGUUCUGACACACACACAAACACAGACACACACACACACACAAAAAUUAACAGACACAAAUUCUACAGCGAUGGGCCGAGCAUUUCUGAGGCGUCCUCAACCGCCCCUCCGUCAACUCCGACGCCGCAAUCGCCCGUCUGCCGCAAGUGGAGACCAACGUGGAUCUUGACCGCCCGCCAUCUCUCCAGGAAACCAUCAGGGCCGUGCAGCAGCUCUCCAGCGGGAAAGCACUCGGAUCGGACACAAUCCCUGCUGAGGUCUACCAGCACGGAGGUCCCCAACUGAUGGAUCACCUGACUGCGCUAUUCCAAAAGAUGUGGCGUCAAGGUGAUGUCCCGCAAGAUUUCAAAGGCGCAACCGUCGUGCAUCUCCACAAGUGAAAAGGGAACCGCCAAGUCUGCGACAAUCACCGUGGCAUCUCCUUGCUGAACAUCACCGGGAAGAUCUUCGCUCGCAUCCUGCUCAACCGCCUCAAUAACCAUCUGGAACAGGGCCUCCUGCCGGAAAGCCAAUGCGGCUUCCGUCGUCAUCGUGGGACCACGGAUAUGAUCUUCGCUGCCCGUCAACUUCAGGAAAAGUGCAAGGAGAUGCGGACCCACCUGUACUCUACCUUCGUGGACCUGACGAAAGCCUUCGACACGGUGAAUCGUGAAGGACUGUGGAAGAUCAUGCAGAAAUUCGGCUGUCCGGAGCGAUUCACUCAGAUGGUGCGUCAGCUGCACGACGGUAUGAUGGCGCGAGUCACGGACAACGGAGCUGUCUCAGAGGCAUUCGCAGUGACCAACGGAGUGAAGCAGGGAUGCGUGCUGGCGCCUACCCUCUUCAGUCUUAUGUUCUCUGCCAUGCUGAUGGACGCCUACCGCGACGAACGCCCCGGGAUCCGAAUUGCCUACAGGACGGACGGUCACCUCCUGAAUCAACGACGGAUGCACUUCCAAUCGCGCGUAUCCACAACCACCGUUCACGAACUCCUCUUCGCCGACGACUGCGCCCUGAACACCACCUCGGAAGAGGAGAUGCAACGGAGCAUGGAACUGUUCUCCGCCGCCUGCGAGAACUUCGGUCUGGUCAUUAACACGCAGAAGACGGUGGUGAUGCACCAACCACCACCCAACUCAGCCACAGCCCCCAACGCGCCGCCGCAAAUCAGCGUGAAUGGGACCCAACUGCAAGUGGUGAAGUACUUCCCGUAA
Molecule: messenger RNA, 9212 nt
Organism: Spirometra erinaceieuropaei
Lineage: Eukaryota; Metazoa; Platyhelminthes; Cestoda; Diphyllobothriidea; Diphyllobothriidae
Source: the annotation of a GenBank genome assembly